AUGGGUAUGCUUCAGGAAGCCUCCACGAGUAUCCAGCACAGAAUCCCACGGCCACCUGCACUCCAUAUCUACGACCUUGUUACUGUUGGCUUUGGGACCAAAGCACUUGCUCUAGCCACUGCGAUAAAAGACUAUAACACAUCAACCAAUAUCCUCUUCCUUGAGCAAAACCACUCGUUUGAAGAAGGUAACCAUGUUCAAGACCCUGCGACCGAAUUCUGUGAUUUCAUGCAGAAUUCUUUCAUGCACGAUCUCGUCACAUUCCGAAAUCCGACCUCCGAAUUCACGUUUUUAAACUAUCUACAAUCCCACGGGAAGUUGGAAAGCUUCAUAGAGCUUCAAGGUAAAAAGUGUGAAGGCGACGGUUUUAUCCGGCCACUAAGGGACGAGUUCUGCAGAUAUCUAUCCUGGGCGGCGAGAUCUUUUGGAGAUUAUGUGAGGUAUGGGGAGGAGGUUAUUCAGGUCUCGAAAGCAAACAAGUACGCGCAGGAGUCUCUGUGGAGAAUUGUAUCCAAGGACAUGGCAACGCAGGAUACAGUAGUUCGGUUGGCAAGGAACGUGGUGUUUGCAAAUACCGAGCACAUGGCGAGUAUUGCAAGGGACGAGGUGUCGGCGUAA
This is a messenger RNA of Venustampulla echinocandica, 618 nucleotides long. RefSeq lists its product as uncharacterized. Bases 1 to 618 code for a protein of 205 amino acids. The record is from RefSeq and is a predicted model, not a curated record. The transcript has a single exon. Lineage: Eukaryota; Fungi; Ascomycota; Leotiomycetes; Helotiales; Pleuroascaceae. Gene Ontology annotation, biological process: intracellular iron ion homeostasis.